AUGGGCACCAAUUCGGUGCCACUUGCAGCACCAAUUGGUGCCACUUGCCUUGCUCUUGUCUUUUGCAAGACAAAGAGGUCUCCUUUUUGGUUUGCUAGAAAUUAUCAAUAUGAUCAAUAUCCCAAGACAGAGUCAUGGAAAGAGGGUACAGACUGCUGCUUGUGGGAUGGCGUCACUUGUGACCUGAAAACCGGGCAAGUGACUGAACUGGACCUCUCUUUCAGCAUGCUUCACGGAACCCUGCAUUCCAAUAAUUCUCUCUUCUCUCUGCAUCAUCUUCAAAAGCUCGUCCUCUCUUACAACGAUUUCAACUUCUCCAAUAUCUCUUCUCAAUUUGGCCAGUUUUCCAAUUUGAUGCAUCUUAACCUAACUCAUUCAAAUUUUGCAGGCCAAGUUCCAUCAGAAAUCUCUCAUCUCUCCAAAUUGGUUUCCCUUGAUAUCUCAAACAAACAUCUAAGUCUAGAAACAUUCUCUUUUGACAAGAUUGUCCAAAACCUAACCAAGCUCAGAGUACUCUACUUGGAUUAUAUACAUAUGUCUUUGGUUGCACCUAAUUCCUUAACGAAUUUGUCCUCUUCCUUGACAUUGCUUUCACUUGUGGGUUGUGGAUUGCAAGGGGAGUUCCCAAGCAACAUCUUUCUUCUACCAAACCUAGACUCCCUCAUUUUGAGAGACAACGAAGGCCUCACUGGCUCUUUUUCUUCCUCCAAUGUGAGUAAUGUCCUCUGGCAGUUGGACCUUUCUGAUACAAGAAUUUCAGUUUAUUUAGAAAAUGACUUCAUCAGUAAGCUCAAGUCGUUAGAAUACAUAUGGCUUCGCAAUUGUGACAUUCGAAGGACAAAUGUAGCUCUGCUUGGUAAUCUCACACAGCUUAGAAUGUUAGACCUCUCACAUAAUAAUUUGAGCGGUGAAAUCCCAUCAUCAUUUGAAAACCUUUCAAAUCUACAGAGUCUAUAUUUAUUUAGUAACUUAUUCAAUGGGACAAUACCAUCCUUUUUGUUUGCUCUUCCUUCUUUAGGUUAUUUGGACCUUCAUAACAAUCAUUUUAUAGGCCAUAUAAGUGAAUUCCAACAUAAUUCGUUGGAAUACCUUGAUCUGAGCAAUAAUCACUUCCAUGGUCCAGUCCCAAGCUCAAUUUUCAAACAAGAGUAUUUGGAAGUCCUUAUUCUUGCGUCCCACAAUAAACUGACAGGUGAGAUUUCUUAUUCUAUAUGCAAGCUGAAAUACCUUGAAAUCCUUGACCUGUCCAACAACAGUCUGAGUGGUUCUAUUCCACAAUGUUUGAGCAACUUCAGCAACACUCUCUCAAUUUUGCAUUUAGGCAUGAACAAUCUUCAAGGCACUAUCUCUUUAGCAUUCUCAGAGGGGAAUAGCUUGGGAUAUCUCAGCCUCAAUGACAACGAAUUGGAAGGGGAAAUACCAUCAUCUAUCAUCAAUUGCACAAUGUUGGAAGUUCUUAAUCUUGGCAACAAUAAGAUUAAGGAUACAUUCCCCCAUUUCCUAGAAAGGCUUCCAAAGUUGCAGGUUCUUGUUCUAAAAUCCAAUAAACUCCAGGGUUUUGUGAAGGAUCCGACUACUGAUAAUUCAUUCUCUAAAUUACAGAUUUUUGAUAUCUCCAGCAAUAAUUUGAGUGGACCAUUACCAACAGGGUUUUUCAAUAGUCUUGAAGCAAUGAUGACCUCGAAUCAAAAUAUGAUUUACAUGACAUCAAACAACUACUAUGGUUUUGCCGAUAUUUAUGCCUAUUCCGUAGAAAUGACGUGGAAAGGAUUGAAAAUUGAGUUUGUAAAAAUUCAAAGUAUCCUCAGAGUACUUGAUUUGUCAAGUAAUAGUUUCACUGGUGAGAUUCCAAAAUUGAUCGGAAAGCUUAAAGGACUCCAACGACUUAACCUCUCUCACAAUUACUUUACUGGUCAUAUCCAAUCAUCAUUGGGAAUUUUGACCAAUCUAGAAUCAUUAGAUCUAUCUUCAAAUUUGUUUACCGGAAGGAUUCCUGUACAGUUGGUAGAUCUAACAUUUCUCCAAGUCUUAGACCUUUCACAUAACCGGCUUGAAGGACCCAUACCCAAAGGAAAGCAGUUCAACACGUUUGAUCAUCGCUCAUUCGAAGGAAACUCUGGUUUGUGUGGAUUUCCAAUGCCAGAAGAAUGUAGCAAUGGCGAGGCACCACCAUUACCACCAUCAAACUUUAUUGCAGGAGAUGAUUCAACAUUGCUUGAAGAUGGGUUUGGAUGGAAAGCUGUGGCAAUUGGGUAUGGAUGUGGGUUUAUGUUUGGAGUCAUAAUGAGAUAUGUUGUGUUUAAAACAAGAAGACCUGCAUGGUUUCUGAAAAUGGUUGAAGAUCAAUGGAGUCUUAAUGCAAGCAGAACAAAGAAGAAUGCUAGUAGAAAUGGUGCAAGAAGAAAAUAA
Populus trichocarpa (black cottonwood) is the source of this 2409-nucleotide messenger RNA. Its product is annotated as receptor-like protein Cf-9. The transcript is spliced from 2 exons. The coding region runs from base 1 to 2409 and encodes 802 amino acids. Gene Ontology annotation, molecular function: protein binding. Lineage: Eukaryota; Viridiplantae; Streptophyta; Magnoliopsida; Malpighiales; Salicaceae. The record is from RefSeq and is a predicted model, not a curated record.